UGCUAAAAAUGCACACACAGUGAAAGUUCAUGAAAGUAAGUCAGUUAGUGAUGAACGAUUACCAGAGUCCCAUUAUGUACAAGUAGUAUAUUGGAAUACUGCGAAUGAGUCUGAAACUGGCUUUGUGGACAUAAACAAACCUGAGGUAAUCAUGCGAUUGACCAAGGACCGAAUAAGUGUUCUUGACGUAAAUAAGGAAAUCCCAUUCCAAGAUC
Molecule: messenger RNA, 215 nt
Organism: Racocetra persica
Lineage: Eukaryota; Fungi; Glomeromycota; Glomeromycetes; Diversisporales; Gigasporaceae
Source: the annotation of a GenBank genome assembly